CUGGCGAUGCCUCGUCCCGCUGGAGGCGGAGCUUGCGCUCCCAUUCCCGCGGCUUAGUGCGUCAAUCUCAGGGAGUCUUGCCUGGGCAACAUGGUUCGGAAGCGUGCGGCCGGUAGGGAGCCGCAGGGACGUGAACCGUGCGGCCGGAAGGCCAAGGGCAAGAGCACGGCCCGGCGUGAGGAGAAGGAGGCGGAUGUCUUGCAAGAUGAGAAACCUCUAAAGAGGAGCCUUCUCUCCAAAGUCUCACGAGAAACCAGGAAGAGAGGUUGCAGUGAUCCCGGGGGCCCCGCACACAGUCCAGCCAAAAGGAAGGCGGCCAAGGUGACUGUUAAAUCUGAAAAUGCCGAGGUGAAGGAUGAAGCUCUCAGCGAUGGGGAGGACUUCAGGGACUUUGCAAGUGCCCCCAAGAAGGCACACCAUCCAAAGAGAGAGGCUGCUGUGGACAAAGGCAGCUGUGAAGGAGACGAGGAGGAAGAAAGUGACGAUGAUUGGGAAGAGGUAGAAGAACUUAGUGAGCCUGUGCCGAGCGAUGCAGGAGAAAAUGCAGCCUUCUCUAAAUCUGUCCUGCCUGUGAAGCCAGUGGAGAUAGAAAUUGAAACACCCCAGCAGGCAAAAGCCAGAGAAAGAAGUGAAAGGAUAAAAAUGGAGUUUGAGACAUAUCUUCGGAGGAUGAUGAACCGUUUCAGUAAAGAAGUCCGUGAGGACACACACAAGGUUCACCUGUUGUGCCUGCUGGCAAAUGGUUUCUAUCGCAGUAACAUCUGCAGCCAGCCAGAUCUGCUUGCCAUCGGCCUGUCCAUCAUCCCAGCUCGCUUUACCAAAGUGCCACCUCAGAACGUGGAUGCCUGCUACCUGUCGAACCUGGUGAAAUGGUUCAUUGGAACAUUUACAGUUAAUGCAGACCUUUCAACCAACGAGCAAGAUGGCCUACAGACCACAUUGGAAAGGAGAUUUGCUAUUUACUCUGCGCGGGAUGAUGAAGAGUUGGUCCACAUAUUUUUACUGAUUCUCCGGGCCCUGCAGCUCCCCACCCGACUGGUAUUGUCUCUGCAGCCGGUUCCUCUGAAGUUACCUACAGCAAAGGGAAAGAAAGCUUCCAAGGAGAGAUCUACAGAGGGUCCCGGAGGCUCCUUGGAAACUUCCAGCCCAGUUCCGGAAAACCAAGCUAAACCCAAGAGCGGCAAGGGGACCGGACAAGAGAGCACUCCUGCGGGCACUGGCAGUCCGAGCGCCAGAGGGAAGAGGAGCAAGGCAGCCGUGGUUGGGAAGAAACGGCGUGGGCCCUCCUCCAGUGAGGAAGAGGAGCGCAAGGCGGGGGGGCAGGAGGAGGGCCCCCGGAGACGUCGGCAGGGCCGGGAGCGGCAGGUGGCCUCCAGGGUGUCAUACAAAGAGGAGAGUGGGAGUGAGAGGGGCAGCAGUGGCUCUGACUUCGAGCCGUCCAGUGGGGAAGCCCGUCAUUCAUCCGAUGAGGAUUCUGAGCCUGGCCUUCCCAGGCAGAGUAGGGCCCCGGGCCCCCAGAGGACAAAGGCAGGGUCUAAGAGUGACUCCAGGACCCACCGUGGAAGGCACCCUAGGCGCUCUGGCUUUCCGGCAGCGUCCACGAGCUCUUCGAGCAGUAAGAGCAAGCAAGGCAAGAAAAUCUCCAGUGAUGGUGAGGGGGCACAGAGAGGGGCAGCGGCCGGCAGAGACCAGUGGCUGGAGGUGUUCUGUGAGCAGGAGGAAAAGUGGGUGUGUGUGGACUGUGUGCACGGUGUGGUGGGCCAGGCCGUGGCCUGUUACAAGUACGCCACCAAGCCCAUGACCUACGUGGUGGGCAUCGACGGUGACGGCUGGGUCCGGGAUGUCACCCAGAGGUACGACCCAGCCUGGAUGACCACAACCCGCAAGUGCCGAGUUGAUGCCAAGUGGUGGGCUGAAACCUUGAGACCGUAUCAGAGCCCGUUGGUGGAGAGGGAGAGGAAGGAGGACUCAGAGUUUCAGGCAAAGCACCUGGGCCAGCCUUUGCCAACGGUCAUUGGCACGUAUAAGAACCACCCUCUGUACGCCCUGAAGAGGCAUCUCCUGAAAUACGAGGCCAUCUACCCCGAGACAGCCGCCAUUCUGGGGUAUUGUCGAGGAGAGGCUGUCUACUCCAGGGAUUGCGUGCAUACCCUGCACUCCCGGGACACGUGGCUGAAACAAGCGAGAGUGGUGAGGCUGGGAGAAGUGCCCUACAAGAUGGUGAAGGGCUAUUCCAACCGGGCCCGGAAAGCCCGCCUCGCUGAGCCCCAGCUGCAGGACCAAAAUGACCUGGGUCUGUUUGGCAGGUGGCAGACGGAGGAGUACCAGCCCCCUGUGGCUGUGGACGGCAAGGUCCCCCGGAAUGAAUUUGGGAACGUGUACCUCUUCCUGCCCAGCAUGAUGCCUGUCGGCUGUGUCCAGCUGAACCUGCCCAACCUGCACCGCAUAGCCCGCAAGCUGGACAUUGACUGUGUCCAGGCCAUCACUGGCUUCGACUUCCAUAAAGGCUACUCCCAUCCCAUAACUGACGGCUACAUUGUCUGUGAGGAAUACAAAGACGUGCUCCUGGCUGCCUGGGAAAAUGAGCAGGCACUCAUCGAAAAGAAGGAGAAGGAGAAAAGGGAGAAGCGGGCCCUUGGGAACUGGAAGCUGUUGGUCAAAGGACUGCUCAUCAGGGAGAGGCUGAAGAUUCGCUACGGGGACAAGAGCGAGGCCGUCGCUGCUCAGGCACAUGCGGGAGGUGGACUCUCUUCUGAUGAAGAGGAGGGGACCAGCUCUCAAGCAGAAGCAUCCAGGAUCCUGGCUGCCUCCUGGCCCCAAAACCGAGAGGCUGAAGAGGAGCAGAAGCCACAGUGCCCCAAGAAGACCAAAAGGGAAAAGAAAGCGGCAGCCUCCCACCUGUUCCCAUUUGAGAAGCUGUGAUGGGGGUGGCCACCUGUCGUACCCUGUGCCCCACAGGCCCCACACCUGCCCUGGGAGCUGCCCGGGCCCCAGGGGUGGUGCUGUCUCCUCUGAGAAGGCACAGAAGCAGAUGGGGGCAGGGGAUAGACGGUCAAGCUCAGGUGGUCUGGUCUAGCCCCCGUCCUCGUCAGAUUCACCCCGGGUAGGGCUUCCCACGCUUUCGGCUCCCCCGCCCUAUGCUCUGAGCUCCGGAGCACUUCCCUGGAGACUCACCCACCUAGACGUUGCUCAUCGCAUCUUUGGAAACGCGAGUCAGUUCUUUUAUAGAAACCACUGGGCAAUUUAGGAAGACACCGGUCCUUUCUUCCAGGUGGAUCCUUCAUCUGUCAGACCCUCGUGCGUGCUUUUCCCUCUCUUGCAGACCUGGGGCCCUCUCUCUGCGGGCCACUCACUUUCCUUCAGGGUUACUACCACUGCCUAAUGCCGCCCCUCCAUGGUGUGGGAGAGAGCAGAAGCAAACGCCCUCAUCUCAGAUUAUGGGAUUGUCGGGAUAUGCUUUUCAAAGUAACAGUUCAGGGUGGCAGACGACUGGAACAAAGAGUUGAAAUCAGGAAAGAAAAGGAAAACACUGAGAGUUAAAUGUUAGUGAACGUGGAUCAGUGUUAAACUAGAUUUUAUUCAUUACGGGAUAAAUUUAUAAAAGCUCUAUGCAUUGUAGAUAUUCAAGAGAAGUAACUUUUGUAACAUUUUGAGGAAAAAAUAAAGCAUUUAUCUAAAAAGACC
Molecule: messenger RNA, 3684 nt
Organism: Acinonyx jubatus (cheetah)
Lineage: Eukaryota; Metazoa; Chordata; Mammalia; Carnivora; Felidae
Gene: XPC
Product: XPC complex subunit, DNA damage recognition and repair factor
Exons: 16
Coding region: 91-2922 (943 amino acids)
Biological process (GO): nucleotide-excision repair; mismatch repair
Cellular component (GO): cytoplasm; nucleus; XPC complex
Molecular function (GO): damaged DNA binding; single-stranded DNA binding
Source: RefSeq, a predicted model, not a curated record